AGAUUAAUUUCUCAGGGAACCAGCUCUGAAACCUCUCCCUGAUCCAGAUCCAGUCCCCAUCCUGAGCCAGAACCAGGACAAAACCUCCAUGUUAUUCAUGCACCAAAUGUGUUUCAACACACGUACAUCUUUGUAGCUUCGUUUUCUUUUUCUUUUUUUUUAAUCUCACGCUUUCGGUUCAGUUUGUAACAUUUUCGUGUUGUUAAUAAAGAUUUAAAAAGUUAUCCUCGGAGUGGCCAAUCACAAUGAGGCGGUUUCUCCCGCUGCAUUCAGGGAUACUGUGAAUUUCCACAGUAGUAUCUUGGGUCGCUUAAGAAAGUGGAGAAAACGCCUGGAAAUACAUUUAUUAUACAAUCAGAAAAUUAGCUAAAUAAAGAAAGUUGUGAUUGUAUCCAUUUCUUAUGCGGAGGAUUUAGAGGGAGAAAAUCCCAAUCUCUCCCGAUGAAGUGUCCCGCCAUCCGCGGGUCUGUGAACGCAGCAUGAGUGAACACCACAGGCGAGCAGCGGAACCCGGAGUUCAGGAAACAUCCUCAUAAAAAACUCCGGCUCUGCGGCUCUUUUGUCGGUCGGUUCCGACGGGACGUCGGGAAAAGGUCGCCUCCUGUCCGCCUGACGGCUCCAGGCUGAGGGGGACUCGCUGCGGUCCGGGCCGGCUCGCUGCCUGCUAGCUAGCUAGCUAGCAUGCCGCUUCCUCGUCCGUUGGCGUCUAUCUGAGCCCGUCAUGACCGAGUUAAGAUGUCGGAAAUCGGAAAGUUUCGAAGGAGACGCCGACGAGGAGGAACGACGGAGCGAGUCGGAGCCGCACGACAAACGUGUGCUGUCCGGGGAGGAGGAGGAGGAUGCAGCCGGUGGUGGCGAGCCCGGUCAGCGUGAGGAAGAGGAGGCAUCCAAAGCGGCCCCGCCUGCUCCGAAGCCCAAAAACACCUCAUUUGGAUCAGUUUUCCUGCAGUGCCUGGUGAGGGUCUUCUUCGGGUGGAUGGCGGCGGUGGCCUGCGGGAUGCUUUACGCCGCCUACCUGUCGGCCUACCACGACAGGAAGUUUUGGUUUUCGACCCGACAGGAGCUCGAGCGUGAAAUGUCUUUCCAGGGAGGCAGUGGACUCUAUUAUUACUACUACAAGCACAUGCUGGCCGCUCCCUCCUUUGAAAGAGGCUUUUAUGAGCUGACUGUCGAUAACAAGACAGUUUCAGGCCAGACCAUCAACGCAGUGGAGCGUUUAUUUCUUUACCCAGAACUCAUCACGAGCUUCAUUUACAGAGUCACAGACAGCCAGGACUUUGUGGAACCCGUCUACUUCUACAUCGGAGCGGUUUUCGGCCUGCAGGCGGUCUACGUCACCGCCCUGUUUGUGUGCAGCUGGGUGAUGAGCGGCAGCUGGGUGGCCGGCAUGCUGGCCGUGUCCUGGUACGUCAUCAACAGACCAGAUACCACCAAAGUGGACCAGGCCAUCCCCCUGCGGGACAACUGGGCCCUGCCUUACCUCUCCUGUCAGAUCACCGCUCUGACCGGCUUCCUGAGCAACAACAUCAGCUCUGCUGCUGAGAUGUUCUGCUAUCUCACCAUGAGUGCCACCACCUUCACCUUCCUGCUGGUGUGGGAGCACGGCCACUACGUGCUCUUCGUGCAGGGCCUCUGUCUCUUCCUGCUGGACUCCUUCGACAUGGUGCCACCCCGGAAGAUGGCUGACAUUCACAAGGUGUACCUGAGCUCCUUGUUCCUGGCCUACCUGUUCCAGUUCCAGAACGCCGCCCUGCUCGGCUCGCCUCUGCUCAGCCUCCUAAUUGGCUCGGUGCUCGCGAGGUACUUCCAGCAAAAGAUGAAGAUGGGUCCCCUGGUGGCCCGAGUGAUGAAGCUGUUCCUGCACUUCCACCUGGUGUUCACCACCGGCAUCACCUUCAGCUACGUGGCCAAAAAGCUUGCUCCUGUCAGUGAGAGCGACUUCUUGUUGAAGUUCCUAGAAGUAAAGUUUGGGCUCAACACGACGACCGACUUUGUCACCAACUUCCUCUUGUGCCAAGACGGCCUUCAGACGCCGGGCCAGGACUUAUUCCUGCGGCUGACGCAGGCUUCGGUUCUUCCCUUCUACCUGCUGGUGCUCGCCGUGUGCCUCCUGUCCACGCUGCAGGCGGUCUACAGGAGGCUCAGUGGCCAGCCAAUCAGCAGCACCCACAGACUGGAGGACGGGCGCAUCGGCGAGCAGCCGGCCGUCGCCUACCACGUCUUCCACUCGCUGCUGUUCGGAGGCCUGGCUCUGCUGUUUGAUGGGAUGAAGUAUUUGUGGACGCCGUACGUGUGCAUGUUCACAGCCUUCGGGGUGUGUUCCCCCGACCUCUGGAUGACCAUCUUUAAAUGGCUCAGACUCAAGUCCAUCCACCCCGUCGUCUUGUCUCUGAUCCUGAGCACAGCUGUUCCCACCAUCAUCGGCUUCAGUUUGUGGAGAGAGUACUAUCCACGCGUCCUAGAAGAGCUGGCAGAGCUGCAGGAGUUCUACGACCCGGACACAUUUGAGCUGAUCAGCUGGAUCAGGUCACAGGUUCCAGUGGCAGCUGUGUUUGCAGGCAGUCCUCAGCUGUUGGGAACAAUAAAGUUGUGUUCUGGUUCGGCCGUCAGCAGCUUACCACUUUACACGGACAUCAGCCUGCUGAAGAGGACUGAAGACACCUACCAGGUGUACGCGAUGAGGUCUGCCGAGGACGUUUACAAACUUCUGACCGCUCAGAAAACAAACUAUGUAAUCAUUGAGGAGUCGAUCUGCAAUGAGCUCAACUUCCAGAAGGGCUGCAGAAUCAAAGACCUGCUGGACAUCUCCAACGGACACGUGAUCCACAACAAAGGGGAGAACUUCUCCUUCUCCAAGCACGGACGAUUCUGCCACGAGAUGAAGCUGAACUACUCGCCCUACACCAACUACUUCACCCGGGUCUUCUGGAACCGCUCGUACCACGUCUACAAAGUCAACCCCGUCAUCUCCUUCCAGUACUGACGGCGGCCGCCGUCUCCAUGGAGACCCGCCAUGACCCUCCCGUGUUUCCUCCGUGUCUGCAGACGCUCAGUCUGCAGGGAGCCGCCACAUUGAUCACUGUACUGUAGUUUUUGAAGGCGUUUGUUGAUGUUACUGAGGCGGCGUUAGUGAUGGGAGUCUGUUUGCUUCCGCUCUCAUCCUGGGAUCCGUCGCUCCGCGCUGCCUUUUUCUGCUUCGUAGCCUCGGUUGUAAUGUUCUUGGUCCAAUGUUUGCACAUUGAUUUCGGUCUCCCUAGAAGGGAAAUCAAGAUCGGUUGGUUUGCAGGUGCAGCCAUCAUGGCAUCAGCCAAUAGAAAAACGAGCUGAGUAGAAGCCAUGCCUCUUUAAUUUUUAUUGUCUGAUGCAUGUUGAACACAAAGAAUGACAUGGUUGUCUCUAGGUUUAGGGGCUCAGCCCCUGAUCCAGUCAUAUAAAGGCAUAUAAAACAGCAUUUCUCUUACAGCUACAUGGGGGAACCUUCUGUGAGCAGCUCCACAGCUGCUCUGAUCCUAAAAUGGACACUUUGA
Menidia menidia (Atlantic silverside) is the source of this 3527-nucleotide messenger RNA. Lineage: Eukaryota; Metazoa; Chordata; Actinopteri; Atheriniformes; Atherinopsidae. The record is from the annotation of a GenBank genome assembly.